Bactrocera oleae (olive fruit fly) is the source of this 7031-nucleotide messenger RNA. RefSeq lists its product as uncharacterized. Gene Ontology annotation, biological process: microtubule anchoring. Gene Ontology annotation, cellular component: centrosome. Lineage: Eukaryota; Metazoa; Arthropoda; Insecta; Diptera; Tephritidae. Gene Ontology annotation, molecular function: microtubule binding. The record is from RefSeq and is a predicted model, not a curated record.
UUGGUUUAGCUUAUCACAUGUAUCGGCAUCAGUAUAAGAUGUGCUAAUGGAGAUCACUAGAAGGGUUGGGAUCACGUCAACCAGGAACCACCGUUUAUUUUUUUGCAACAACCACUCUACCGGCCAGUAAUUCGACGAUUUUUUUUUUGAUAUUUUUUUAUCUAUUCUUUAUAUGUCAAUAAAAAUCAUAUAAAAAAUAGAUAGAUAAAAUGUACUAUGUGUAUACUGGGUUAAGCAUUUUUCAUUGCGAUUUGGCAGCACUUUUGGUUAGAGAUUUCGGUUUGUUGCGCUUAUAUUUUAUUGGUCGUUGUUAUUAGUAUUUUUUUUUUGUAGUAUUUUUGUAACAGAUGAACUAAUUUUAUAGGUGUAAUCUGUUUAUUUACACUUAAUAAAUACCGAAAUCUUUAUUAUUUCGGAUGCUAAGACGAAGUAUAUAUUCAAAAGAAAGAAAAUAUAAAAUGAGCGAGCAUCAACCGGUUUGGAAAAGAGCUGAAGAUAAUGGGAAACAUCGUAUCGCAGCAAGCCCAAAACAAAUAAAAACACAAAUUGCUAAGAUUUCUUAUACGAGCACCAUAAAAACUCCAAUAAAUAAGAACAAACCAAAGGUGUAUCCUCUAAAAGAGGAUGAUUCUACAUCUGAUUCAAAAAAAAUAAUUAAACCAAUAGAACUUGAAACACGAAAAAUAUGUACAAAUGAUAAUACAAGCAUUGAGUUUGUUAAAAUGAAAGAGCAGUGUGAUCAAGAAAUUAAAAAUCUUAACACAUAUUUAUCAGAAAUUAUUAAUAAUUCUGCAGAUAAAUCAAAAUUAACUGAAAACGAUAAAGUAGAAUGUGAAGCGGAAAAUAUUGCCAAAAAACGCAACAAAUUAUUUCGUAGAUGUACGACAGAAGUUGAUUUUAGACCUGUGUUACAAUCCGAACGUCGUUUAAAAACGAGAGUAGGAUCUAUUAUAAGAUCAAAGUCCAGUCAUCCACCGGACACUAAAUCGCAUGAACUUUUGCCUACAGCUGCACAAGACGUUAAAAGGAAAUCUUACAACGUUGAAGAAGCUCGAAAGUUUUUAAAAGAUCAAAAGCGAAGGAGACGCAUUCAACAAGCUACCUCAGCCUUAAAAGUAAAAGGUGAAAAAAAUGUUAUAGAAAAGGAACAAAUAAAAAAAAGGCUUGAAGAACUUCGUAGAAAUUCUCGAACAAUAAUUACUAAAAAUGUUAAUAAGAAAAAAAAGUCCCUCAUUGCACUAGAUGACAGAGAAAGGAAAGAAAUUAAAGUUGAUCUUGACUUACUUAAGCAAAUCUAUGUAAAAGAAAAUAAUUGUGGAGAAGCAAUCAAAGAUAUAAAGAUAGAUCCCGUAAUUAAAAAAAGUGAAGCUGUAACAGCGGAGUUUUGUCCUUCGACUACUAAUGAUAAUGUAGUAAAAAAUGUGGAGACUGAAGAUAAAAGUAAAUGUAAUAGUAACCGUAAAUCGAUAAUUCUCGACCCAAUUAAAGAAACAGUGAAACUGAAAUUCCCAGAAAAGCGGAUUGGAUUAUUGCGCAAGCCAGAAACUGAGAAUUACUCAUUUAGUGCCAUUAGAGAAUUUAAUUUUGAUAAGGAAAAUAUUGCGUUAGAAAUGUUGGCCCCAAAAUGUAUUCAAUCAGUGCCAAUAACAUUAAGUAAUGACAAAGAUAAUGCAAAAUAUCGAGAAGACAUACCAUUGGAAGUUACAUAUCGAAAGCCCACCUGUGUUUUAUUACAAUAUUCGCAGGCGGACGAACUUAAAAACUGCGAAAUAUCGAAAGAAAAUGAAGUUGACUCAAUCAUUAAAAGUUGCGACGAAAUACAUUCAAAAUGCGAAGUUAAUACUGAUAAUAUUACUGUAAAUAAUCUUCCGUAUUGGCUAAAGCCAAGUGCGGUGCAGAUUUAUCCAUACAAUUUCAUAAUGGCCGUAAGACGCAAACUCGAAGCCCUUGCAGAUGUAAGGCAAGCUAUUAACCAAAUCGAUAUUAAAUCUCAAAAAACUGUUAAUACUCAUAUUGCGGAUAAAAUAUCUUUAUCUAGAGUUGACUGCUUUAAUCAAUCACUUAAACAACAACCACACGCAGCAGAAAGUAAAUAUUAUUCAGGGGAAUCAUUGAAAAUUUUUAAAACAGACACAGAGCAGAAAUAUACAAAUUGCAGCAAUUCUAAUAUACAUCCUACGCAAUCUCAAUCGGAAAUAAACUCAAACCUUAGCUCAACAUCAAUUCAAUUGCUUCAAUCUUCAAAUAAUGUAUCGAGAACAUCGUCAAAUAAAACAAAUAGUAUUCCACUGACUUAUGCGAAAUCCAAAGCCUUUGCUCUGGCUUCGGAAGAUGACACUACAGUUUCGAGUUCAAUAUUUAAUAGCCCAGAACGAAUUAUUCGCCAAAAAAACGACACUAGCAAAAGCAAAUGGGAAGAACUGCAUGGGGCCAUUAGUCCCCUGUCCCUAGAACGUGUGGAAAACUUGACCAUAAUGUCAAGCAAUAAAUUGAAAACAGCUAUUGCAGCGAAGCAUGUAAACCCUAAUAGGGGAGAUUCACAAACGUCAUCUAUAAUGGAGCAAAAUUUUUCCCACAAGAAGAGCACACCAAGUGAAAUUGAUUUCAAUCAGCUUCUAAGCGACUUCAAUCGUAGUUUAUCACAGGUUAUUGAAGUGAAUGAUCGCCUUAAAACAACUAUUAAUAAAUCUCAUGAAAUGUGUGGGACGACACAUACCGAAAAUAGGAAUAUAAGAGGACCUGAUGACUAUACCACAGAUUUUGAUAAACUUUCUAGUCAUCGCACACAUAAUAAUUCUUCAGGCGUUCACAAUGAAAACGAUUUGCGUCAUGCUCACAUCGAAUAUUAUUCUGAAAAACAAAACUGGGAACUUAAAUAUGGAGGUAAGCAAACCUCGAAGCAACCGAAAAAAAUCAUAAAAGCCUCCGAAGAACCCCAGCUACAAUUGGAUGACCAAUUAGACAAAAUCAAAAAAUCAAAAAGGAAAUGCAUAAGCUCGCAAAAAUAUGGAUUGAGUAAAGUCUGCCAUGAGUCGACUGAAAUAUGUUCAUUACACGUAAAACAUAACAUGUUAGAAAUAGAAAACUCUGAACACGCAGAACAUUUAACUGAAACUCUAAUUUCAACGAGAGUUUCUGAAGAAAGUGAAUGCGAGCACACAUCUAAUAUACAGGCAAAUACUAGGAGCAAGACUGAAAACGAAAAUAAACAAAAUGUCAAGACCCUCAAAAAGUCAAAAUUUUUAUUAGAAAGAAAGAACCCUUUUACUACCAUGAAACAUGAAGACAGACCGUAUCAACAAAAUGUAUUGUCUCAAAAUAUUACUGCAAGUCAUAAAAUUUUAGAAAUGUUCGAUCAUUCCAAUCUGGAAAUUUCUUUGGGAUCUGCAAACAGCAGCAGUUUAUCAGACUCUAAUUGUAGCUACUCAAAUGUCGGCAUGUAUGAGAAGUUAAUAAGAAAUGAAACAAACAAAUCAGAACAUUUGGCCGCUUUAUUAAAAAUUAGGGAAAAGGCUUUAUUCGAUCGAACAAAAGGACAAAUUGCUUGGUUGGAAGUCCAAAAAGAGCGUUGCAAAUCAAAGGGUUUACUUUUGCAAAUUGCAGCCAUUAAAAAGAAGCAACGUGGAAUUUUGCUGAAAAUGGAAAAGGAGCGUGAAGAAAUCAAGAGGCUACUACAAUCUACUACCUCAACAAGUUCAACAGAGUUAACGUCGAACCUUGAAACAAAAGCGUUCGUUCCCUCGUCAAGAAAGCCCGAUAAGAGUGUGGUUCCACAAAAAACCAACACAAAGAUUUACCAAAGAAUUACGAAAUCCGAUCGAGAGAAAAAGUCGCCCACUUCACAGUCUACUUCAGUGAGCAGCAUUUACAACAAAGCACCAGGUUUAUCGCAGCAGAAUAUUAAAGUAAAAGUGGAUCGUCCGGAACCUGUAGUUCGGGCUAAUUACACCCUUGAAACCUCCCGUUCUCUUGAGGAACUUUUGCAGAAACGCGAAUUAGAUUUACAACGUCGUCGAGAGCAUGUUGAGCGAUUGAUGCAGUGGCAUCGCCGACUCGAUCAAGAAGAAGCUGAGGUUCUACAAAUGGAGAAAAAACUACUUAGCUAUAACACUCGCAAAAGUGAAUCGAAACAUCUUCCCGCUACAAAAACAAAAGAACUGCCUCAAGAUCAAGCUGUCACAGUUCCUGUUAAUAAAUAUAAUACACACGUAAGAGUUCAGCGACGUUUAAAGGAAAUCAAAAACAGUUUAAAGGAAUUAAAUAGCAUUUCAAGAACGCAUACUACGGCAGGAAGUAAUGAAAGAAGUGGAGAAGAAAUUGUAGUCGAUGCGAUUGAUUGCGUCCGUACAACUGGUACGAAGUUAAACAAAUUGUGGCGUCGACUAACCGCACAGCAAUUUGAAAAAUAUGAGCCUGACAAACACUAUGAACUUUCAAAAGCAGAUUUGGAAAAUUUAUACGAGGCGGCAAAGGUCGCAGUUCUUAAAGACUUUUCAAAUAAUGAGGGUCACUUUGCAGCUGAUCUUCUAGAAAAGAGCAUUUUUUCUUGCGAACCAAAUAUAUUACCAUCACAGCAAUUGUCACAACAGCAAAACCAACUGGAGUCAGUUUUGGUGCCGUCACUGAAAUUGUGUACCAGCUCCGAAUCUUCUGAUAAAGAAGGAGAAUCGUGGGAAGAUACAUCCGUCAAUUCUUUACAACGCGAUAAUUACAGUCCCAGCACUGCUGCAGAAAAAUUUCAACACAUCUAUGCGCGCAAUUCGGGCUCUGAAACCCUUAGCUCUAUUGUUACGCAAUCGUCGUCUGAAGUGAAUAUAUUAUUACCAAAAAUAACGUCAAGCAUGAAAACCACAAUUUCUAGUAUUGGCUUGGUUCGAAGCCUGUCAGACAGUGUAUUGUACUCUAAAGAUCGUUUACCGCAAGACGGCAAACAAGAAGCAGUAAAUAUAUGUAAAGAACAAUGUACAGCGUUAAAUCAAAAAUGUUCAUCGGCUCUAACUGAAAGCACUUCAAAACAAGUUUUAGAAAGCAAUAUAUCAUUACCUAUAUCAGCAAAUGCCAGCAAUCAAACACAUGGAAAUAGUAUCUCUGCUAUGAAGCAUAUAUUUUCACCAACAGCACUGAAUUAUAAAAAAGUUUAUAUGGAAGAAAAAAUGGGAGCUCAGAAAAAUAUCUUCAAUAUUAGUGACAACAAAGCAGCUAAUGACGAUUUAAAGGUUUCUUCGAAGAAUGAAGUCCUUAGCUGCUUUCAGCAAGAUUUGGUAUGUGUUAGCCCUGAAACAACAACGACGGAGUAUCAAGUUUCAAAUGAUAACAAUAAUAGCAAUAGUAUAUGUACAAAUUUAGAUUCAACUCAAAAUGAUAACAAUAAUAGCUGCAGCAUAUUUGUAAAUUUAGACUCAAUUAAAAGUCAACCUUUAAGCGAAGAAGAUUCGUUUAAUUCGAAAAUAUUCAUAAGUCAGCCAAAAAUAUUUGAAUCUGAUGAAGCUACGAAUGCAAAUUGUAUUUCCAAGCCAUAUGAUGAUGAUUUUGAAAGCAGUGGCGAAUUAACACAAAUAGAUGAUUUAUCAAUGCCCCACGUUGAAAGUAUUGUUGAUGUGCAGUUGACGGGCAGUGAAAACGUGGAUCUAAAUUAUGGUGAAAAAGAUAAUAUGGAAAAAGACAUACGGAUUUUAUCUAGCCUUUCGGAAAAACCCAGAAAUUCGCAAUUCAAUCAGUCUGAUUCAGAAAUUAUAACAGUGAUCCCACCGCCCCAAACGUCCGCAGAUAAUGUACGAUUACCAGCACAGGACGCCAACGGGUCUCCAGCAUCAAGCUCAAUACAACUUAUGCCUGACAUUAUAAAUGAACUUGAAAUACGCCGUUGUCAACAACUACUAAUAGAACCCGAGAAAGUAAAGCAAUUUGAUAAUGCUUCAACUGUUUUACCGUACAUGUAUGUCCGGGAAAUUCCCAAUAAGCCACCACCGCCUUAUGUACCUCCUGCUCACGGAAGUCCAAUGACAACUAUAUUUCCAUCGGAGGAAAGAAUUAAAGAAAUAAGUUACCGACGAACACAUGAAUUGUACUGUGAACUCCUUAAGACUGAUUAUAUUACGGAAGCUGGUAAAAAAUUGCCCACUGUGAUGGAUGAAAAAAUAACAAAUAUUUACGAGCGCAUUAUACUAGAUAUUUGUCGUGAAUAUCUUGACGAGCAUAGUGAGGUUUUAACACAAGGAGAUCCUGAUAAUUUUCAUACCCAACUGGCAUUUUUUAAUCCUCCAAAUCGGUUACACUGUAUCCAAGAGUCCAUAUACAAAGAAGUCCGCCGAUGUCUGAAUAUGGACAAAACAUUGAAACGACGCACACCAAUAUAUUCAGUGUAUGGUCAAAGAGCAAAUCGGGAUCACAUUGGAAAAAUUAUAAUCCAAGAAAUGUAUGAAGAAGAUGAUAAAUGGUGUAACUUUCAUCGGGAAGAAAAUGAAGUGGUCGAUUUAAUUAUUUCCGAGAUGGUUGGGAAAUGUCUAAAUACCAUAGCAAAGGAAGUUAUAAUUGAGGAAAAUGGAACUUGAUAUCACAUGUAGAGGCAAUGAAGAUGCAUGUGAGGGCGACGUAAAUGAAUCUUCUCCCGAAGCAAAGUCAAAAUACCCGAAUAACAGUAUAGAUCUCCAAAUACAGGAUGCUCAAUAAAUGUUUUUGUUAUACAGUACUAUGAUCGAUACGGUUUUCGUGCAUAUUUUUAGAAAUGCUUACAGUUUGCAUCUCCCGUCAGUUGAAUUGAAGUUAAAGCAAUUCAAGAUUCAGAUUAACCAUUUUUUUUUUGUAUUACGAAAUACAAUUAUUUUCAGUGAAGAUUUAACAGAUAAAUAAGCAGCUGAAAUUUUAAACGAAAAAUUUAAACAAUUCAAUCAGUCAAAGGGGUGAAUGGUGAAUAAAUAUUGACGUGGGCAUUAGUUUUGAUUUAUAUUACAAGGUUCCUUCAGGACUUUCUAACACUAAGAUAGCCUAAGUUUUAUAGACAGUUAAAUGGCAUUAAUUAUGUUUGUUGCAUA